AUGUGGGGUCCCCCUCCAGUCCUCAGGGGUCCCCUCCAGUCCUCAGGGGGUUCCCUCCAGUCCUCAGGGGUCCCUUCCAGUCCUCAGGGGUCCUCCAGUCCUCAGGGGUCCCCUCCAGUCUCAGUGGUCCCCUCCAGUCAUCACGGGUCCCCUCCAGUUCUCACGGGUCCCCUCCAGUCCUCAGGGGUCACCCUCCAGUCCUCAGGGUCACCCUCCAGUCCUCGGGUCACCCUCCAGUCCUCCAGGUCACCCUCCAGUCCUCAGUGGUCCCCCCUCCAGUCCUCAGGGUCCCCCUCAGUCUCAGGGUCCCCUCCAGUUCUCAGGGGUCACCCUCCAGUUCUAGGGGUCCCUCAGUCCUCAGGGGUCCCCUCCAGUCCUCAGGGUCCCCCUCAGUCCUCAGGGUCACCCUCCAGUCCUCAGGGGUCCCUCCAGUCCUCAGGGGUCACCCUCCAGUCCUCAGGUCACCCUCCAGUCCUCAGCGGUCCCUCAGUCCUCAGGGGUCCCCCUCCAGUUCUGGGGUCCCCUCCAGUCCUCAGGGUCCCCUCCAGUCCUCGGUCCCCUCCAGUCCUCAGUGGUCCCCCUCCAGUCCUCCAGUGGUCCCCUCCAGUCCUCAGGGGUCCCUCCAGUCCUCAGUGGUCCCCCUCCAGUCCUCAGUGGUCCCCUCCAGUCCUCAGUGGUUCCCUCCAGUCCUCAGUGGUCCCCUCCAGUCCUCAGGGGUCCCCUCCAGUCCUCAGGGUCCCCUCCAGUCCUCAGGGGUCCCUCAGUCCUCAGGGGUCCCCUCCCAGUCCUCAGGGUCCCCUCAAUCCUCAGGGUCCCCUCAGUCCCUCAGGGGUCCCCUCCAGUCCUCGGGGUCCCCCUCCAGUCCUCAGGGGUCCCCUCCAGUCCUCAGGGGUCCCCUCCAGUCCUAGGGUCCCUCAGUCCUCCAGGGGUCCCCCUCCAGUCCCUCUGUGGUCCCCUCCAGUCCUCAGGGUCCUCCAGUCCUCAGGGGUCCCUCCAGUCCUCAGGGGUCCCUCCAGUCCUCAGGGGUCCCCUCCAGUCCUCAGUGGUCCCCCUCCAGUCCUCAGUGGUCCCCCUCCAGUCCUCAGUGGUCCCUCCAGUCCUCAGUGGUCCCCCUCCAGUCCUCAGGGGUCCCUCCAGUCUCAGGGGUCCCCUCCAGUCCUCGGUCCCCUCCAGUCCUCAGGGUCCCCUCCAGUCCUCAGGGGUCCCCCUCCAGUCCUCAGGGGUCCCCUCCAGUCCCUCAGGGUCCCCUCCAGUCCUCAGGGUCCCCCUCCAGUCCUCAGUGGUUCCCCUCCAGUCCUAGUGGUCCUCCAGUCCUCAGGGGUCCCUCCAGUCUCAGGGGUCCCCCUCCAGUCCUCAGGGGUCCCCUCCAGUCUAGUGGUCCCCUCCAGUCCUCAGUGGUCCCCUCCAGUUCUCAGUGGUCCCCCUCAGUCCUCAGGGGUCCCCUCAGUCUCAGUGGUCCCCUCAGUCCUCAGGGGUCCCCUCCAGUCCUCAGUGGUCCCCCUCCAGUCCUCCAGGGUUCACCCAGUCCUCAGUGGUCCCUCCAGUCCUCAGUGGUCCCCUCCAGUCCUCCAGAGGUCCCCCUCCAGUCUCAGUGGUCCCCCUCCAGUCCUCAGUGGUCCCCUCCCAGUCCUCAGUGGUCCCCCUCCAGUCCUCAGGGUCCCCUCCAGUCCUCCAGAAUUCCCCUCCAGUCCUCAGUGGUCCCCCUCCAGUCCUCAGUGGUCCUCUCAGUCCUCAGUGGUCCCUCCAGUCCUCAGUGGUCCCUCCAGUCCUCACGCAUCA
Molecule: messenger RNA, 1779 nt
Organism: Homarus americanus (American lobster)
Lineage: Eukaryota; Metazoa; Arthropoda; Malacostraca; Decapoda; Nephropidae
Product: basic salivary proline-rich protein 2-like
Exons: 2
Source: RefSeq, a predicted model, not a curated record